AUUGUUAAGCACUUUUUUGUAGCUGUCGACUGCAAUUUGAUCAUUUUGGCGUUUGUUGUAUUAAAAUAAGUAAGAAAUGUUCCCGCAAAGAAGCUCCAUAACGUAUAUGACACCAGCGUCUCAUCAGCCGCCGCCAGCUAAGGAGCUCGCCGACAACGUUGAGUAUCCAAACCUCAAUGUAGCCGACAUGAAUGCGCGCCUGGAGAACUUGUCACCACGUUUGCAUGACUGCUUUGAUAGCAUUGCCAUGAACGAAUCGCAACACUUUGCACUGGCAACAAAUCAUCGCGAUGGCGGCAAUUGGUGGGGCAUGCUCUUUGGCUUUGCCAAUAUGGAAAAAAUGGCAGUAGACACUGCUGAUUUUAAGCUGCAGUGCGAGCAAACUGUUAACAUUAUACGUUAUGCGCACAACAAUGUGUUGCUUGUGGCAUUGGGUGAUACACGUUUGCAGGCCUGGUCCACAUUCUCAGAGGUGCGCAAUGCCAAGGAUCCCUACUGUUUGUUUCUGAUUGGCGAGGACUCGGCGCACAAUGCGCCCAUCAACCAGCUUAGCGUGUUUAAGUCGGAGCCCAAUCGCGCGGCUUCCACCUGUCUGAGUAAUACACUGAAUGUCUGGGAUCUGUCAGGCGCGGAAUUAUGCAGCACAUACUGCGCACGUGUUGCCCACAUACAAAAAAUAACAGGCUUGGCCACCUCGCAUACCACACAAGAUCAGCUUGUUACCUGCGAUCGUAGCGGCUGUGUGCGUCUUUGGGAUGUGCGCGCCUCCUCACCUUCCUCCACAUGCCUCUUUAAUGAUACUACACAUAAGCUGAGUUUCACCUGUGCUGCAUGGGCUGCACCCACCGAACUUGUGGGCGAUAAUUAUGUUUACCUGGGUGACUAUGAUGGGAAUGUACAUACGCUGGAUUUGCGCAAGCCUGGCGAGGUGCAACAAACAAAUGCUUAUUUUUCCGAAGGCAACGUAUCCCAGCUACUAGUCAAUGGGUCACACUUGGCUGUGCUGAGCAAUUCGCCUGCGGGUGUGAAAAUUGCGAGGGUGAACGAUAAGCAUGACAUUAUUUACACCGAUAAUGAUACGCAUACUCGUCUCACGGAUGGCGUUUGGCACGAUGAGAGCACACUGCUAACUAUUGGACACGGACACAAGUUGGCUACGCACAAAAUAUAAUAUAAUCAUUAUUCAUAAUCAUACUUUAGGAACUGAUAACUGUUGUAAUGACAAUGCUGUGUUUU
Molecule: messenger RNA, 1236 nt
Organism: Drosophila busckii
Lineage: Eukaryota; Metazoa; Arthropoda; Insecta; Diptera; Drosophilidae
Product: protein valois
Exons: 3
Coding region: 77-1171 (364 amino acids)
Biological process (GO): oocyte axis specification
Cellular component (GO): methylosome
Molecular function (GO): protein binding
Source: RefSeq, a predicted model, not a curated record